Pseudo-nitzschia multistriata is the source of this 3130-nucleotide messenger RNA. The record is from the annotation of a GenBank genome assembly. NCBI's taxonomy places the organism in Eukaryota, Bacillariophyta, Bacillariophyceae, Bacillariales, Bacillariaceae.
CGAAGAGAGUGAUGGGGAACGUAGUGCAAGGAACUACCUCAAAAAGAUAACGACACAGAAAUUAAUCUUUUCGAUACAGGAGUUCUUUUGAGCCGAGGGACCAAUCUAUCAGAUCCCGUUCGAWMAAAGCAAAAGCUUGAAGACYGCCCGUCGCUUGCCUCCUUUGGAAAAGAUGCAGAUAAUGGACGGCGACGCCAAUGCGCUGGACGAUCUUGAUCCUGCCUGGUUUGAUCCGCAAGAUGAAGAAAGGCCGAUCGGGUACUCUCACGGUGUUGUCGGCGUCCACGGAACUACGGCAACACCAUCGCAGACAACCCCCGCGGCUUUUCUAGAAUCGUUGGACUGGGGGAACKAUGACGGACUGAUGAGAGAAGAGAGUGAAUUCGUCUCUGCCGGUCGAAAAAAAUCCCAUAUCCGGAACGAGUCGAACCCGAUCAAUGCUGUGCAUAUGCACGUUCAGGACAACGCCAGGAUACCGAAUUACAAUCACGCAGUGGACCGAUCCAACUCCARUAGCGCUGUCAAACGAUCGUCGGAAACCUCGGUCCCAGUCGCGAGAGAAAACGAGAAUUCCCUUGCCGAACAUUUUCUGAAUUAUGAAUCCAAGUACCGAAAAAGUCUGAGUCAACAAUACAAGGCGAACCUGGCGUUGGAAGACUCGGACUUUCGGAGAGAGAUUGAAGAACUCGCAGUGGUAUCUGUCGAUCCGACGCCGUGGUCAGAAAUAGCAAGAAUGCAAGUGGAAGAAAAAGACCAGCAGCGUCAACGACCACAGACGCACUUUCAACAGGUUCCACCGCAGGMAGCACAAMGACCCGUGACAACCUCGUCGCCGACUCCGGAAUCAUCCGUUCCGGUGUUGGCACCAGCAGGAGUACCAGAACUGGUAUCACCCAGUCAUCCUCAUACAUCCAGUUACUAUCCUUAUGGCAGACAUCAUCAGUUGCCGAUCCCRGAAAGAGCCUCUUCGCCGCAGGGAAAAGAAAUUACCUCGCCUCUCGACAACAACAACACCGCUGGCGAGAGAGUCGACGGAAUKGCACAAGCGAUAGCCACUGCCGCUGCGAUUGUUGCCGGCUCAAAUGUCACGGCACCAACAGAAACAAACGCAACCGAAGUCGAACGAGUGAUAGAACCGACGCCGACGAAGUCCGCAGCGCCAGCAGUAAAUAAUAUUUCAGGAAUCAAUUCCUUCUCUCCCACAGCUGGACUGCCGAAGAGAACAAACCAGCCCAUUACAAAGUCUAACGGCCAGUCGACAACAAAAGGAACACCAAUACAAAAUAGAUCGACUUUGAAAACUGGGGGGGAUCUCCGGACUCUUCCYAAUGGACAUUUACAGCGUCAGCGUUCAAAUGCCAAUCCACCUCCCCAUGCCGCAGCACACACUGUUCGAAGAGCAUCGGUACUCGCAGCAACAAACCGAAAGUCUCAGUACGGUUUUGGCGGCAAUCACACCGUCCCCUCGGUUCCGGCACCCCCAACCAUUCGCUCCGCUUCAAAACCAAUUAAUGGYCGCAAACCCAAACAGAUCGCAGCAAUGAAGAAAGCCCCUUCUGCAACAGCAUCCUCUAUCACCAAGGCACAAAAUCCCAUUCCGAGGCUUCCUCCUCCGGCCGUUCCAAAUUGUAGGCAUCCAACCAUGCCGAUUGUAAACAACGCUUGUUCGGCCUAUGAGCGAAAAAAGCAGAAAGCCAAGGACGCCAGGGUGAAGCUAAACGAAUCCAUUGAAAGAUUGUCGAUCGCGGUGAGUUUAGCUGGUUCGCAAUCGAGGUCCCGAAUCGAACAACUAGAAAAUGAAAUAACCGUCACCGAAUUUCGGCAAAAAUCGAUUCAAGUGAAUGAGGAAGGCAUCAAGCUCGCAGAGAACGCGAAGAAAUGGGAUCGACCAAGUUUUGUCGGAACGGCUGCAUCUGUAAUUCAAUCGCUAAAUGCGCAAUGCGAGGCCCUCAUGGCGGAACUAGGAGCAAUGCAAAGCUUUCUAGAUGCGGCACAAAAUGGAAACAGGUGCACCAGCAAGAAUGUAGAUUUCAAAAAUCCGUCUGAAGUAUCGGUCAGUCCAAACAGUUCAAACAUCGAUUCGGUGCCAACCAACACUGCAAACUUCGAGGAUUCAAGUCCUAGCACAGAUGGAAUCCAAAUGCCCAUCCCAAACCAGAAGCAUAAACGACAGGAUGUACACGUCGGUGUAGAACAGAAUCACCAGAKCCCCAUCAAGCGUCCACGCAUUGACUUCCAGGAGACAAAGAACUCAGCCGAAAAAGACAAAAUUAUAUACGGCCAUGUUGCAAAAAUGUUGGAUCCGGUGUCGCUUUGUAACUGCGUUUGUGUAUCCAAACAUUGGAGAGGGAUGCAAGUGUUCCAAGCUCAUGACCAUUGGUUGGAUUUGGCUGUCAAUCGGUUUGGAUUUUCGAACGUCAGACAAUGGAGCGAAGAUUUGGAUGAUGAGGAACACAAGAUGUCAAAGAAAAGUUUGUAUAUGAAGAUGAAUGCAUCUAACGUGAUGCCUCACUUCUCCCAAGAAGGGCUGACCUUCCUGGGAAGUGGGAAGAUACCAGGAAAGAUCAGUGGGUGGGCGUUUCUCGUAGAAAGAAGCAAUGGGGAAACCCUUCGGAGCGUUAAGCGUGAUCCAAAAUCAGGGGUAUCGGGAGGGGGGACCUACCAAAGUAGGCCAGUUGUCGAACUUCGAAUAGUAGUUCAAAAUAUUGGCAUGGCUAGGCAACCAAUUGUCUUGAAGUCACAAUCGAUUGGGGUCGACGUUUCAACGAGACGGAGGGGAGGGGAAUUCAACGAGAUCGGCUGGGACGACCGGUUCAAGAAAAUUGUACGGAACAUGGAUGGAACCAUUCGACCUAAAGUUCAAUCGCCAAGCAAUGUUUUUCAUGWCGAUUUAUGCUCGCUGAGACUAUUUGAAUCCAUUGCACUCGAGGUACAUAUUGACGCACGGGGCUGUUCGACCACGUCCAAGUUUCAGCAAAGAAGCAACUUCACCAAGAUUCUCGUGUCUUUAGAUGGCACAACAGUCCCAAUGGUCAUACCAUUCCUWAAACACGUAUAAAAUCCCGUUAUCAUGAAAUUGCAAUGCAUCGUCCUGAGGAAAGAGAAUUUCAAAUAAAUAGCUAAURAUGUG